Molecule: messenger RNA, 1804 nt
Organism: Abrus precatorius (Indian licorice)
Lineage: Eukaryota; Viridiplantae; Streptophyta; Magnoliopsida; Fabales; Fabaceae
Product: putative receptor-like protein kinase At4g00960
Exons: 6
Coding region: 262-1452 (396 amino acids)
Biological process (GO): protein phosphorylation
Molecular function (GO): ATP binding; protein kinase activity
Source: RefSeq, a predicted model, not a curated record
AGAGUCAAGCGCGCGUCACUAGGUCAACAAGAGCAACACGCUUUUUUCUUUCCAUUGCUUUUGCAGAUAUCUACGUUUCUGUUCUCGCUGUACCAGAGAACAAAAUUUUCUUCUCCUACUCUCGCUUUCUCCUCACCUCUCCAUUCCCCACCAUCCCAAUUUCGGUUCUCAACAAAGAUCGCAACUUUGCUUCUAGAUUCCCUCUUUUUCUGUUCUCCGAUUCAUGGGCUUGUCUUGGAAUUUGGAACCAUAGACACCUCCAUGGACAAAUCGCACAGCUUUCUUCACAGUAUUGUGAAACACUUCAAAUUCGGUUCUAGUAAAGAGCGAAACAAUGAAGCUGACAUACAGAAAAUGGCGGCACAGGAGCAGAAGGUAUUUGCCUAUGAAACCUUGGUUGCUGUCACCAAGAAUUUUAGUGCUCUUCAUAAGCUAGGCGAGGGAGGUUUUGGACCUGUCUACAAGGGUAAGCUGAAUGAUGGGAGAGAGAUUGCAGUGAAGAAGUUGUCGCACACUUCAAACCAAGGGAAGAAGGAAUUCAUGAAUGAGGCCAAAUUGUUGGCUCGUGUGCAGCAUCGGAAUGUGGUGAAUUUGUUGGGUUAUUGUGUCCAUGGCACAGAGAAGCUACUUGUUUACGAGUAUGUGUCUCACGAGAGCCUUGACAAACUUCUAUUCAAAUCGCAGAAGAGAGAGCAGCUUGAUUGGAAACGUAGGUUGGGCAUAAUCACAGGCGUGGCAAAGGGGUUGCUUUAUCUUCACGAAGACUCGCACAAUUGCAUCAUCCAUCGUGACAUAAAGGCGAGUAACAUUUUGCUUGAUGACAAAUGGACGCCCAAGAUUGCAGAUUUUGGCAUGGCCCGUCUCUUCCCCGAAGAUCAAAGCCAGGUCAAUACACGUGUGGCUGGAACCAAUGGGUAUAUGGCUCCGGAGUAUGUGAUGCAUGGAAAUCUAUCGGUAAAGGCAGACGUAUUUAGCUAUGGAGUUUUGGUAUUAGAGUUGAUCACUGGCCAACGAAAUUCGUCCUUCAAUUUGAGUGUGGAUGCGCAGAAUCUGCUUGAUUGGGCAUACAAAAUGUACAAGAAAGGGAAGAGCUUAGACAUUGUAGAUCCUGCAUUAGCAUCUACAGCGGAAGCAGAACAAGUGAGCAUGUGCAUUCAACUUGGUCUGCUAUGCGCUCAAGGUGAUCCACAGCUACGUCCAACGAUGAGGCGCGUGGUGGUGAUGCUGUCACGGAAGCCAGGACACAUGGAAGAACCAACGAGACCAGGAGUACCUGGUUCAAGAUAUAGAAGACCUCGCAGGCACUCUGCAUUGUCUUCCACUGCGGGUACCUCUGAUUCACACACUUCUGAUUCAAGCAAUAACAAUACUACUGUUACUACUGCAACGGGAACAAGCUCCGCAACUGCUACUGUAGAAAUUGACACAAGAGGGAAACGUCCAAUGUAUUAAUUUUGCCAUCAUGUUAUUCUUUUUGCAAUGUAAGUAUAUGAACUAAGUAGAAUAUUGUAGAUAUUGCGAGGGUUAGAUUAGGAGUGGCGAGGUUUAUGUCAAUUCUUAUUCUUUAAUAUUUUGCAAUUGAGAAAUGAGCACAAAUUCGGUGAUCUCAUUUUCCACCGCCCCACCAAAGUACUAUGUACUAUUCUCGUUCUCACAACUGAAUUAUAUGGAAUAAGGGUUGAAGCAAGAUUGUGGAAGCAGAAUGGUAGCUUUGUAAAUUUGCUUUCUUUUUCUGUCUUUGUAAAUUUGCAUCAACAGCUGAAGUAGAGAGGGCUGAUGAAUGAUAAUGUAUAAUCUUUACAUG